Candidula unifasciata is the source of this 1701-nucleotide messenger RNA. The record is from the annotation of a GenBank genome assembly. NCBI's taxonomy places the organism in Eukaryota, Metazoa, Mollusca, Gastropoda, Stylommatophora, Geomitridae.
AUGGAACAUCUAGUGGGUAUGUUUGGUCCUGAUAUGGAUAACGACCUCUAUCAUGAUGAUGACAACGUUAUGGAAGAAUUAUCAAACCUGCCACCAGAGGAAGAGGAAGGCAACAUAGAGUAUAAGCUGAAGUUGGUGAAUCCUUCAGAGUUUAGAAUGGAACACCUGGUGACACAGAUGAAAUGGCGACUAGAGGAAGGGCAUGGGGAAGCUAUCUAUGAAAUUGGAGUGGAGGACAGUGGUUUUCUUGCUGGUCUGUCAGAUACUGAGCUGGAGGCCUCUCUGUCCACACUGCACAGGAUGGCUGAUAGAUUGGGUGCAUCGCUGGAAAUCUUGCGUGAAAAAGUCACUGACGAUGACCAGCAGGGCCAGAAGAAACGUGCCCUUGAAGUGCUCGUCAGAAAGGUGCCAGACGAUCAGCAGUUUAUUGACCUAAAACUGGCGGUGUUGGGAAAUGUGGAUGUUGGCAAGAGCACACUGCUGGGGGUCCUGACUCAAGGAGAGCUGGACAAUGGCAGAGGGCGUGCCCGGCUGAAUCUGUUCCGUCACUUACAUGAAAUCCAGUCCGGGCGCACUUCUAGCAUCAGUUAUGAAAUCAUGGGCUUUGAUGAUAGUGGAAACGUAGUCAACUACAGUGCAUGUCGGACUGUUGAGGAGAUCUGUGAGAAGUCUAGCAAACUCAUCACUCUGAUCGACUUGGCCGGACAUCACAAAUACUUGAAGACCACAGUGUUUGGGCUGACAGGAAACUGUCCAGAUUUUGCCAUGCUUGUUGUCAGUGCAAAUACUGGAAUUGCUGGUACCACUAGAGAACAUCUUGGUUAUGCCCUGGCCCUGGAUGUGCCUGUGUUUGUGGUGGUCAACAAAGUGGAUAUGUGUCGUCCUUUGAUGCUGGAGAAGACGUUGACACAACUGGAGCAGAUUCUCAAGUCCCCAGGGGUGAAGAGAAUACCCAUACGCAUACUGAAUUCUGAUGACGCUAUCACAGCUGCUAGCAGCCUGGAGUUACAGAACAUAACUCCAAUCUUCACUGUGUCCUGUGUGACUGGACAUAACCUGGACCUUCUGAAACAGUUUCUAAACAUUCUGCCGCCUGUCACACCACACAGCGAACGAGAGAAACGAGCACAGGACAUGACCCAGUUUCAGAUUGAUGAACUGUUCUCUGUUCCAGAUGUCGGGACAGUCGUCGGUGGCUUGAUACAGAGGGGAUCGAUAAGGCAAGGUGAUCGCCUUUGGUUGGGUCCAGCAGAUGAUGGCAGCUACAGAGAGGUCAAAGUGAGGACUGUACACAGAAAUCGUCUGCCUUGUAGGCUGAUCCAGGCAGGGCAGGCAGCGUGUGUUGCAUUGAUCGAUGUUGGACGGGAGGAAGUCAGAAAGGGUAUGGUACUCUUGAGUCCCGAAUCGCCCUUAUACUGCUGCAAGGUCUUUGAGGCCGAUGUGUACGUUCUCUUUCACAAUAAGUGCAUCACUGUCGGCUUCCAGACUACAGUACAUAUAGGUACAGUGUGCCAGACGGCUGUCAUCACACACAUUGACAGGCCACACAUAAAGACAAAUGAGAAGGCUAGGGUGACAUUCACCUUCAAGUUUAAACCCGAGCAUAUACGAGUGGGCUCUAGGCUAUUGUUUCGAGAUGGAAGAUCAAAAGGAAUGGGUGAGGUCAUUAAAAUUAAACCCUUCGAGGACGUCAUUCGCUGA